Messenger RNA from Impatiens glandulifera, 2180 nucleotides. RefSeq names its product leucine-rich repeat receptor-like serine/threonine/tyrosine-protein kinase SOBIR1. Bases 117 to 1994 code for a protein of 625 amino acids. Gene Ontology annotation, molecular function: protein kinase activity; protein binding; ATP binding. Gene Ontology annotation, biological process: protein phosphorylation. The record is from RefSeq and is a predicted model, not a curated record. The transcript has a single exon. NCBI's taxonomy places the organism in Eukaryota, Viridiplantae, Streptophyta, Magnoliopsida, Ericales, Balsaminaceae.
GAAUUCAUAAAUUCAUAAAUUUAUAUAUAUAUAUAUAAUCAUCAACGUCUUCAAAAUGUGGCGGUGGUUUCCAUAUUUACAGUAAUCAAAAUCACGGCCAGUCUCUACCGCCAUAGAUGGCGACCUUAUUCCGUCUAUCUCUCCUCCUCUUCUCUCUCUUAUCCAUCUUCAUACUAACUCAUGCCAGACUCAAUCUCCACCGUCCAGAUCACGACGCACUUCAAAUCUUCAAAAGAAUUAUUCAAGUCAACGGCCAAUCCCUCCACCAUGAAACCGCCUGCCAUGCCGCCGACGGCAUCUAUUGUGAACGACGGUUGGUCAAUAACACCCACGUGCUUCGAAUCACCCGCAUCGUGCUUGAAUCUCAUCACCUACAUGGAACUCUUUCUCCGGCUAUUGGACGCUUAUCGGAGCUCCGGGAACUCUCUCUUCCUCAUAACUUUCUUUCCGGGUCUAUUCCACCUCAGAUCUCCGAUUGCAGGAAGCUUGAGAUUCUCAAUCUGAGAAAUAAUCGAUUCUCUGGUAAAGUCCCGCCGGUGCUUUCUUCUUUGAUUCGUCUUCGAAUUAUUGACUUUGCCUCUAAUGAACUCAAUGGGGAUCUGAGUUUCCUCCGUUACUUCCCUAAUCUUGAAAAACUUUCACUUGAAAACAAUAAGUUUUCCGGGAAAAUCCCCAAUUCAGUUCAAUCGUUUCUGAAUCUCCAAUCCUUUAACUUCUCCGGCAACAAUGGAAUUUCUCUUCCCAAACGUUACAUCUUGUUAGAGAAUUCCAACACGAGAAGUGACGGAGCAAGUUCAAUAGCAAUGACACCUUCGUCUUCACCUUUAGCAAGCAAGAAUUUAAACAGCACGGAUUCAGGUCCGUCACCGUCACCGUCAACAUCCCCGGCGGCCGAGAACAAGAAGAAGAAGAAUAAACACCCAACAACAUGGAUUCUGGGUUUCGUUGCCGGAUUGGUCGCCGGAACUAUCUCCGGUUUGCUAUUCUCACUUCUGUUCAAAAUAGUAACUUUCAUCAUCCAAGGCAGAGGAAAGGAACCGGGUAUUGUAAUCUUCAGUCAGUCGAUUAAGAAUACAGAGGAUUUAGCCUUCCUUCAGCAAGAAGACGGUCUGGCAUCUCUAGAGCUGAUCGGAAAAGGGGGUUGUGGAGAGGUUUACAAGUCGGAGUUACCAGGAAGUGAUGGAAAGUUAAUUGCGAUUAAAAAGAUCAUACCCGUCAAAGAAGGGUCGGAUCUAAGUGAUGAAGAAUCAAGAUUUCUUGACAAGAAGAUGCGGCAGAUCAAAUCAGAAAUUCAAACCGUGGGUCAGAUCCGUCACAGAAACCUCCUACCUCUUCUAGCCUACGUUCCUCGUCCCGAUUGUCAUUUCCUAAUAUACGAAUUCAUGAAAAACGGCAGUUUACAAGACACUCUGUAUCUAGCUGUUCAAGGUAAAGUUGAAUUAGAUUGGUUAGCCCGACACAAAAUCGCAAUAGGAAUAGCAACCGGUCUUGAAUACCUUCACUUAAGCCAAAGCACACGAAUUAUCCACCGAGAUUUAAAACCGGCUAACGUACUUCUAGACGACAACAUGGAAGCUCGAAUCACCGAUUUCGGUCUGGCCAAGGUGAUGCCAGACGCCAACACACACAUAACCGCGUCCAAUGUGGCUGGAACCGCGGGUUAUAUCGCGCCUGAAUAUCACCAAACGCUGAAGUUCACUGACAAGUGCGAUAUAUAUAGCUUCGGCGUUCUUCUCGGGGCUUUAGUGAUGGGUAAGUUUCCUACUGACGAGUUCUUUCAGCAAACCGCUGAGCCGACACUGGUUAAGUGGAUGAGGAGCAUCAUGACUUCGGAAGAACCUUUAAGGGCGAUUGAUCCGAUGAUGAUUGGAAAUGGGUUUCAUGAACAAAUGCUACUUGUACUUAAGAUCGCUUGCUUUUGUACUAUAGACGAUCCAAAGCAGAGGCCAAACAGUAAGGAAGUCUGCGUUAUGUUGUCUCAAAUCAAGCACUAGAAAAGGGUUCUAUCUAUUAAUGUGCAAAUGUUUGUUUGUUGUACUAACUUACGUGACAAUAUUUCAUUACCAAUAUGUUGUUGUAACUUGUAUCAAAGUAAAUUAGGCAUGGCCUCAUGGGUCUAAAUGUAAUAAUAAAUCAAUAUGCAAUAUUCUGUUGCCACGUUUUGGGUAAUGUAAUGAAUC